UUUCGGGUGAGUCACGUUGGAAAACGUCAGUUUCUUGGCGAACUUUUCCGGUAUUUUUCGGCUUGUACUAAAGUGAAAAUAGAACAUAAAAAGCUACACGUCACAAGACUAGAAAACAAUAACGAAAGAACUGCCAUUUAGUUUGAUGAGUGCAGUAGAUGUCAUCAAAUUGUGAUCAGGAGACGGUCCCAACGCCUCCAGCAGCGAAAAGAAGGAAAAUUUCAAAUUCGGACGGUGAAACAAACUCUGUGUCUCACGAAAAUCACUCAGGAGAUCAGACCUCAAGGUCAGACGAGAAUAUGGAUGGGCAAAUGCAGAUCGAUGAGGGACUUUACUCCCGUCAACUAUAUGUUCUUGGCCAUGAAGCCAUGAAAAAGAUGGCCACUUCUAAUAUUCUUAUCUCAGGUCUUAAAGGUCUUGGAGUGGAAAUAGCUAAGAAUGUUGUACUGGGUGGUGUGAAGUCAGUUACUCUUCAUGAUUCAGGGAAUGUGGAAAUGUCAGACUUGUCUUCUCAGUUCUUUCUUCAAGCUGAGGACAUUGGCAAGAAUAGAGCGGAAGUGUCUUUGAGCAGAAUUUCAGAGCUCAACAGCUACGUGAACAUGUCUGUUUUUACUGAGCAACUGACAGAAGAAUUCUUAGGAAAAUUUCAGGUCAUAGUGCUGACACAAUCUCCUCUUGAAGAACAACUUUGGGUUGGAGACUUUUGUCAUGCAAGAGGAAUUAAGUUUAUAAUUGCUGACACAAGAGGAUUGUUUGGGUUAGUAUCUUGUUAUUAA
Messenger RNA from Pocillopora verrucosa, 776 nucleotides. NCBI's taxonomy places the organism in Eukaryota, Metazoa, Cnidaria, Anthozoa, Scleractinia, Pocilloporidae. The record is from RefSeq and is a predicted model, not a curated record.